Drosophila bipectinata is the source of this 1879-nucleotide messenger RNA. It is a transcript of the gene danr, whose product is annotated as distal antenna-related. The record is from RefSeq and is a predicted model, not a curated record. NCBI's taxonomy places the organism in Eukaryota, Metazoa, Arthropoda, Insecta, Diptera, Drosophilidae. Gene Ontology annotation, molecular function: DNA binding.
CCGCGAAAUCGGACUCAGAAUCACAUCCUUUUGCGAGUUCGAGGAGUGAACACUGAACACCGCUCGUACGGCAAAGUCGAGAACCCGCUGAACCGCCAAAUCGUCAAAAUCCGCGCCUCGAAUUAACCGUCACCCGAUACCGUUACUUAGCCAUGGAUAUUUCCGCCUACCAGCACAUGAACAUCCGGAUGAGCACGCGGGGCAAACGACCCCUGAGGAAUCUGACGCCCAACGAUAAGGUGCGCGCCAUCCAGCGCAUUCACAACGGCGAGACAAAGGCCAGUGUGUCGCGGGACAUCGGUGUGCCGGAGUCCACGCUGCGUGGGUGGUGCAAGAACGAGCAGAAGCUGCGCUUCAUGUGCCGCCAACUGGGUCCGGAUCACCACCUGGGACUGGACACACCGCCCGAGAAGCGGGCCAAGUUCGAGUUGCAACUCCAGUUGCCGCCGAAAUUCGUGGCCCUCCCACCAAACUACGAGGAAUUGGGCUUCGGAGGACUACCCUAUUCCCCAACGGACUAUCCGGUACCGGGAGACUCGCUCCUGGAGAAGCUGAGCCUAGUGGAAUUUGUGAAAAAGAACGGCGUCCAGCCCAACGGAGUCGGGGUGAUGGACUACUCCAACAACAUGCUGCACCAGCUCAACCUUCUGGCCCUGCUGAACUCUAAGCUGACACCGCCUCCUCCCCCCACAGUCGAUGGUCUAUCCGUUGAUGCCACCAAAAUCCCAGAAGAAGACAACAAACUGGUUGAUUCUCCUCCGCCCGCCACAAUCCCGGAGGAUUUCGGCAAAAACAGUAGUUAUCCCCUGUUGAGUGUUAAAAAUUGGGCCAAGGAUCCGGCCAAGCAGUCCGGUCCGGAGCAAGUGAACGACAAGAACAAUAACGCACUGGAGAGCAACAGCGCUGAUCUGAUCAAGACUCCCGUGUUCCCGGACACCACAACAGUGCCCCUACUGCCAGCUCCGUUCCCCAAUCCUCCCGCGGAUCUAGCGCCUGUGAUAGCACCACCAGCAUCGGCAGUCCCCAACGGCUCCAGCCCACCCGCUGAGAUGGGUGGCGACCAACAGGGAGCUGCCCUCCUGGACUGGUGCAAACUGUUCAAUGCCAGCUUGAAUUUUCUGGCCUUCGCAGCAGCGGCAGCAUCCAUGCAGCCAGGCGGAGGCAACGGACCAAGUUUCAAUCCCAACCAGACGGGAGCCAAUCCCCCUAACCCGACCGAACACGAAACGGAGACAUAUCCAUUCCACGAGGGGCUCCUCAAGCGGCUCAGCCCGCUGGCCCACAGCGAGGCAUCCAACGAGAGCUACUGCGACAGCGAGCCGGAGGACCUGUCUGUCCGGUCUUGCGCCUCCAAGGCCUCCUCCAGCAGAUCCCACAGCCCGGCCAAGAGCAGCGGGUCGAGCGAUGCCGAGCAGUAGAGCCCCGGUAGAGUCCUAGUUCUUAGAUCAUGAAUUGUGUAAAUACCUCCAUUUUUUAAUUGUUAAUAGCCACUUUAGUAAUUAUAAACGAGAGAUCAUUUUGCCAUACAAAUGCUAUUUGUAUUUAUCAAUUAACGUAUUAAUAUCAAUGCAACAGGUAUUAAUGGAUCUGCAUACUAGCUAGUAUUAACUAGAGAUAUCGACUUUGACUGUGUGACUUCGACAAGAACUCGUUUGAAAACCAAAUUCAAUUCAUCUACACGUAUAAUAACAAAUACUAAUUGUGUUAAGUAGCUUAAUUAUUUGGCGCGUUCGUAAGCCAUUCCGAUCGAUUUGUUUUCUUAUUGCUGUAAUCUCCGUAACUCUUAAUAAGCAUAUAAACUAAUUACUAAUGAAACGAAUAAAUAUUUAUUAACAAGACAAAAACAAAAUAAACAUUCAUGUUUUUAUCUCUGAGGAAA